Cryptomeria japonica (Japanese cedar) is the source of this 2401-nucleotide messenger RNA. Its product is annotated as methyltransferase FGSG_00040. The record is from RefSeq and is a predicted model, not a curated record. The transcript is spliced from 2 exons. Gene Ontology annotation, molecular function: protein binding. Lineage: Eukaryota; Viridiplantae; Streptophyta; Pinopsida; Cupressales; Cupressaceae. Bases 181 to 1824 code for a protein of 547 amino acids.
GUGCAGUAUUAUUAAAUUUCCAUUCUUUUCAAAUGCCAUUUUGUUGAUGAGCACGAAACAGUUGUUUCAUCAUUCCUAAGGCAGAUCAUCUUCUAUAGCGUCUCUAAUGGCGAAUUUCUGAAUAAUUCAAUUUGUGAGAGAGGAUCCGUUGUAAUCAUUUGGGCUUGCAAAGUGCAAACUAUGCAGAUUCAGGACGAUGGUAAGGAGAUUCGAUCCAAAGCCAACGAGCUACUUCUGAGAGAAGAAUGGGAAGAAGCCAUAGCUCUGUAUUCCCAAUACAUCGACCACUGUGAGACCCAAAUAAAAUUCUCUAACAAUGCAGAGCUGAAGAAGUCAGUGUGUCUGGCUCUUUCCAACAGGGCAGAGGCUCGAAUCAGGCUGAGAGACCUGGAAUACGCACUCCAAGAUGUUAACAGAGCAUUAGAAACCGAUCCAAACCACAACAAGAGCCUCUAUUGCAAGGGCAAAAUCCUCAUGGAGCUGGACCAAUAUUCCCAGGCCUCCCACUUCUUUCGGAUGGCUCUGCAACAGCACCCGAAUGCUACAGAAUUUCAGGAAAGUCUGGACAAGAGUCGCAGGUUCGAAUCGCAGGGCAAAACCGGUGUCUACGAUUUAUCAGAGUGGGUCUCGAGCGGCUUCAUGGGGAGGCCUCCCGAUUGUGCAGAGUACUUGGGCCCUGUUGAGAUUCGAUCCUCCGACGUGGGUUACGGCGAGCGUGGGCUCUUUGCUACCAAAGAUGUCGAGGCAGGCACGCUCUUAGCGGUUACUAAGCCGGUCGCCAUAGCCAGAGCUCUUCUGCCUGAAGCGUAUGCUGAUAAUGCCCGGAUGGUCAUAUGGAAGGACCUUGUAACCGAGAUCGAACGGGUCGUCAAGCGAUCCACCAAGAUGUUGAACAGAAUAUAUACAUUAGCAGAGAAUGACGAUGGUGACAGGAAAAAGGAGCUGGGGGUACCCCAUAUUGAUCUCUUUAGACCAAAUGUGGGGUACCAGUUUGAGACCUCAUGUGACCCUGUGGAUAUGGACAGGGUUCUGGGUAUAGCAGACCUUAAUACCCUUACUGAGAAGGGGUGUACGGUUAAGAGACUUGCAGCUGAUUUGUAUUGCUCUAGUGAGAAUGACUGUGUUGGGCUUUGGGUUUUGCCUGCUUUUGUGAACCAUUCUUGUUGUCCGAAUACUGCAAGAUUGCAUGUAGGGGAUGCUCUGUUUCUGCAUGCUUCAAGAGACCUCAAGGCAGGAGAUGAGCUCACUUUUGCUUAUUUUGAUGUGCUUCUUCCUCUGGGGAUGAGGAGAGAGCUCUGCAAGACAUGGUCCUUUGUUUGUAGUUGUCACAGGUGUGAAUUGGAGCAGUCUCUGCAGGAGAAUUUGAAAGACAUUGAAACAGAUUUUGCAAGAAUCUGUGAUAAGGGUGGAGAGAUGGACAUGACUAGAUUGGCAGUGAAGUUGGAGGAGAGGCUGACCCAACUGCAAAGGAGAUUGAAGGCCAAAGAUAGGCAACUGAUUCGAGCCUCAUUUGCUUCAGCCUAUUGGCCCAUGUUUAGGUCAUCUCUGCUAUUGAAGAGAUGGGGCAGGCAGAUACCUUCAAUUGAGACUCUCAUUGAUGCUGUUACCUCUGCUUUGCCUGGGGACGAGACUGCCCUCUGUGCUGCUGCUGCUGUGGUAGACAAGUUGAAGGCUAACAGGGGAUUAAGCUCCUUCCAGGAAGCCAUGGACCGCGCCCUUAGGAUAUGUAAAGCACUGUAUGGCAAACAGAUGAAGAUGCCUGUAAUGAAGGCUCUGAUUGAUGCACAUGUCAGAAACAGGGGUCUUAUUAUGCCCAAAUCUUAAAGCUUUCUAGCCCCAUUAGGCUUAAGCUCAGAACUUAGUUUCAGUAUAUUUUUCCUUUCCAGGUUAGAACUUCAUUUGUUUCCUCUUGAUAAGACAGAUUCUUUACCCUUUCCAUGACCCAAUUCAAAUUGUUUGAUUGUUUUUAUUUUUUAUUGAACUCAGCUGAGGAGAAAUCUAUCAGCUGUUUCUGAUUGUGCUCAUAGACAGGGGAAUCGCUGACUAUACAACCCCUCUGCUUCUUUUCCGCCCAGUUUGUAAAUGCAAGCACUAAGCACAUCUUUCAGAUCAAUCCUUACUAGUACAGGAACAUUUAGAAUUUUCUUACAUGCAGUGGUUACCACAACAUUGAGCUAUCAACUGGGGUUGACAUUGAUGCUCAGCUGGCAUAGUGAAAAUGAGGAUGACAAUAGUUUUGUAUUGUCCAUUGUUUUGAUGGCUAUAUGACUGAGUAUUUUUGAGAAGCAGAAUACCUCGAAAUUGUAUCAAAUUGAAAAAUACCUCAAAAUGUAAUCAUCUCCGUAUGGUUGUCCGUUAGCUCUGAAUAAAUAAACUUACGCUUAUUUUUGAAGCAUUUUCA